GAGCGCAGAGCGGUUUGGUCGUUCGUUGGGCAGUGCGGGUUUUUCGCUCGUCGACUGCGGCUCUUCCUCGGGCGGCGGAAGCGGCGCGGCAGUCGGAGAAGUGGUCUAAAACUUCGGCGUUGGGUGAAAGAAAAUGGCCCGAACUAAGCAGACUGCUCGUAAAUCCACCGGUGGGAAAGCCCCCCGCAAACAGCUGGCCACGAAAGCCGCCAGGAAAAGCGCUCCCUCUACCGGCGGGGUGAAGAAGCCUCAUCGCUACAGGCCCGGGACCGUGGCGCUUCGAGAGAUUCGUCGUUAUCAGAAGUCGACCGAGCUGCUCAUCCGGAAGCUGCCCUUCCAGAGAUUGGUGAGGGAGAUCGCGCAGGAUUUCAAAACCGACCUGAGGUUUCAGAGCGCAGCCAUCGGUGCGCUGCAGGAGGCUAGCGAAGCGUACCUGGUGGGUCUGUUCGAAGAUACCAACCUGUGUGCCAUCCACGCUAAGAGAGUCACCAUCAUGCCCAAAGACAUCCAGUUGGCUCGCCGGAUACGGGGGGAGAGAGCUUAAGUGAAGGCAGUUUUUAUGGCGUUUUGUAGUAAAUUCUGUAAAAUACUUUGGUUUAAUUUGUGACUUUUUUUGUAAGAAAUUGUUUAUAAUAUGUUGCAUUUGUACUUAAGUCAUUCCAUCUUUCACUCAGGAUGAAUGCGAAAAGUGACUGUUCACAGACCUCAGUGAUGUGAGCACUGUUGCUCAGGAGUGACAAGUUGCUAAUAUGCAGAAGGGAUGGGUGAUAUUUCUUGCUUCUCAUGAUGCAUGUUUCUGUAUGUUAAUGACUUGUUGGGUAGCUAUUAAGGUACUAGAGUUGAUAAAUGUGUACAGGGUCCUUUUGCAAUAAAACUGGUUAUGACUUGAUCCAAGUGUUUAACAAUUGGGGCUGUUAAGUCUGACCAUACAUCACUGUGAUAGAAUGUGGGCUUUUUCAAGGGUGAAGAUACAAGUCUUAACCACAGUGUAACUUACAGUUUCCUUUAAAAAAAAAAAAAUAAAUAAACCUGGCAGCUAUAGAAUACACUAUGUGCAUUUAUAAUAGCUAUUUUAUAUAUUGUAGUGUCAACAUUUUUAAAUUAAAUGUUUUACAUUCACAAGUGGUGGGGAGUCUUGUCAUUAAGGUGUGUGUAAUUUAGAGUCCAGUUGGUUUUCUUCUGACUGCACUUGUUCUCAUAGUAGUAAAAUGCUAUGCGCAUUUAUACCUUGCAUAAGUCCUCAUUCUACCACAUGUUAACCCUCUAGCUGAUAAUGCAAACACUAACUGGGGGAUUUUAUUUAUAAGGGCUCUAGAAAAAACGAGUUAUUCACACCAGCAUCAUCUUAACUAACAUUCUGAACUAGUUAGUGCAGCUUUUCAUUGUGUUGUGUGGUUGGUCUCAUAACUAGGUUGAGUUUUUCUCCUCUGCUGAGGAAACAGUACCGAAGUUCUUUUUCUUGUGGCAUUUGUAUUAUAAAAACUUGGUGUGGGGGAGGAGCACAAAACUCCAGCCCACUGAACCUCUGCCAAUUAAGAUGGUGUUGGGUUAGGUUACAUCUGGUUACUGUCCUGGGAAAAUCAUUUUUAUAGAGAUGGCCUUCCAAGUGGUUUUAAAAUUUACUGAAGUUUUUAGGUCAAUUAUGUAUGUUGACUAAAUUUACAAAUAAACUUGUUUAUCCAACUAA
This is a messenger RNA of Pan troglodytes (chimpanzee), 1687 nucleotides long. It is a transcript of the gene H3-3B, whose product is annotated as H3.3 histone B. NCBI's taxonomy places the organism in Eukaryota, Metazoa, Chordata, Mammalia, Primates, Hominidae. The record is from RefSeq and is marked provisional. Gene Ontology annotation, molecular function: structural constituent of chromatin; DNA binding; protein heterodimerization activity. Gene Ontology annotation, cellular component: nucleosome.